This is a messenger RNA of Sinocyclocheilus grahami, 2445 nucleotides long. RefSeq lists its product as uncharacterized. The transcript has 3 exons. The record is from RefSeq and is a predicted model, not a curated record. Gene Ontology annotation, biological process: negative regulation of MAPK cascade. Bases 1570 to 2361 code for a protein of 263 amino acids. Gene Ontology annotation, molecular function: Hsp90 protein binding. Lineage: Eukaryota; Metazoa; Chordata; Actinopteri; Cypriniformes; Cyprinidae.
AAACAAGAACAAUUAUUCCUGUCAAAGCAGCUUCAUUUACAUGUUACAAAAUCAGUGAAUAAAUCUGUCAUCAGUCUUUCUCAUCUGUCAGGGGAAGCUGUAGGAGUGUGUGUGUUUACGGUUUUUACAAUCACUAGAUUGACACAUUUCUAAAUACUAAAGUCACUUUUUCAAAACUCUUCACACAGUUGGUGGUAGGGCUUUUAGUUGUGCAGCGCCGAAGUUAUGGAACUCUUUACAUUUGCCAGCUGGAUUCAAUUUCCCAUUUUAACGCUCCAAUAAAAACGUAUUUGUUUAGAAUAGCUUUUAAUGAUUUGCUGGUUUAAUGUGUUGUUAUAAUGCUUGCAUUUUAUGUUUUAUUUUAUACUGUACGGUGUCCAUGAGUGUCCUGAAAGGCGCCUAUAAAUAAAAGGUAUUAUUAUUAUAUUUCUUAAGGAAUUAUAGAGGGGCUGUUUACACAACACCGUUUUCAACUAAAAACAGAAAACCUUUUAUGUGUUUUGGCCGUUCAUUUACACGACAGCAGCAUUUUGGGGAUGUGAAAAUGCAAACUUUUGAAAACAGGUCUUAAAGCACAAGUUACCACAAGAAAGUGAUACCAUUAUUGUCUCUGUGUAAAUUACAAAAAUGCUAAUUCAUGCAUAUAUGUAUUACAUGUUUGUGUAGUAUUUCUUUACAAAAAUCGCAUUGCCAACUGCUGGCCUGGAUCCGUGUGACCAGGGAAGGUUAUGACAAUGUUGUCUUCAGUACAUGAAAAACGCAAAGCAAAAACUUUUCCAUUUUAGCACAUUGUUGUUCGGGUUAGGGAACACCUGUUCAUUUAGACCCAUUGACACAGGUGUAUAAAUCAAGCAUCUAGCCAUGCAGCUUGCAUUUACAAACAUUUGUGGAAAGAAUUUGUUCUGAAGAGCUCAGUGAAUUGAAGCAUGGUACUGUCUUUGCAAUAAGUCAGUGUGUGAAAUUUCAUGCCUGCUAGAUAUUCCACCUUCAGCUGUAAGUGGUAUUACUGGAAAGUGGAAGUAUUUAGGAACAGCAGCCACAAGCCCACAUAAAGCCACAGAGUGGCUCACCGAGUGCUGGGGCUCAUUUUGUGUAAAAGUCACCAACGCUCCACUGAUUCCAGAGCUGAAGAGGAUCUCCACUGGCAUUAAUAUCAGCACUAAUACUGUGCAGCAGAGCUUCAUGAAGCCUCGCAUCACCAGUACAAUGCCGAGCGUGGGAUGGCGUGAGUAAAGCAAGCUGACACUGGACUCUGGAGCAGAGGAAACCUGUUCUGCGCAGCCAACGAUCACACGGUCUGAUGGGAGAGUCUGGGUUUGGUGGAUUCCAGCAGAACGUUACCUGCCUGCCUCAAAUUCAGUGCCUGAAAAGUUCAUAUUAAUGUCUAUGUAUUGAGAAUGAGAUGUCAUUAACGUCCCUUUUGAUGUAAUGGUCCGAUGUCCCUAGUUUUGUCCAUAUAGUGUAUUUUAUCUGUUAAUACCAUUUGACUUAAUCUCUUUAUAUUAAACAGACAUUAACUCAACUGAUUUAAUUCUAAAUAAGGUGUGCAGAGCUGCCAGAAAACAAGUCAUGUUUACACCAAGAAUAACUAUAAUGGUAACUAUAUUAGUGUCUUCACUCGUUUUAUCUUAUCAGAGAACUCACAGUAAACGGCUCCAAACACAAGUGAUUGUCUUUAUGACAGGAAAGAGCGUUACUGAGCGCUUUUCUCUGAUAUCAUCACAGGUUUAUGGGAAAAUGAUUCUUAAACUUCUGCAGAAGAUCUUCAGCUGGUUGCUGCUGGCCACAGUGAUCGACCAGAAAGUUCUGAUUCUACACGGAGGAAUUUCUGACAAGACAGACUUGAAUGUGAUCGCCAAACUGGACCGUCACCAAUACGUUUCGGCCCUUAGUCCCCUGAAGAGCAGAGGAGCAUCGGCGAGGCUGAAGGAAGCGGCUCUCGACCCAGACGGAGAUGACGAGCUCAGCACAGGACGGAGGAGAGUUCAGUCUCUGACUCACGGCACACGACAGGAGCUGGUCUUCGGUGCACUCCGAGUCCAGCCGGAUGAGCCGCUCCGUCGAGGAGGAGCUGCGAGAGAGACACCGCCUGGUAGGCCGACUCCGAUCCUGCUGAGGUUCUGGAGAUGGAUGCAGAUGAUUGGAAACAGUAUGACCAAACAAUCUGAAGAAACCUUAGAAAAAACUACUGUGGCACAGUACUGUGAUGUAUCUGAUGGUAAUAUCAUGGUACUUAUGUAUACCUUGAUACUGAGUGAUUACCAUAAUUUACUUCAAAGAAUACCACGGCAUUACCAUGGAGUAAAGUCAAAUAGACCAUGGAAAUACCAUGGUACUUUUUGUUGGUGUGUGUGCAGGUAGUCUGCCAGCACUUGUUGUUGUUGUGUUUAGAGCUUUUUAAUAUUUGACAAUCGUGUUUGGCUUGUGUUGUCAUUUGUUUGCUCA